AUGGCUUUUAGGUUGCAGAGUUCAUUUUUUUCUGAAGGCCACGAUCAGCAACUGAAGACAAAGCAAAUUGACAAAUACCUUUAUGCCAUGCGGCUCUCGGACGAAACGCUGAUAGACAUUAUGGCUCGCUUCAGGAGAGAGAUGAAGAAUGGCCUCUCCAGAGAUUUUAACCCAACGGCUACGGUGAAGAUGCUUCCUACAUUUGUGAGGUCCAUUCCUGAUGGUUCAGAGAAAGGAGAUUUCAUUGCACUGGAUCUUGGUGGUUCUUAUUUCCGAAUUCUGCGGGUGAAGGUAUCGCAUGAAAAAAAGCAGACAGUACAAAUGGAAAGUGAAAUUUAUAAUACGCCUGAAGAUAUCAUGCAUGGCAGUGGAACACGGCUUUUUGAUCAUGUUGCUGAGUGCCUGGGAGACUUUAUGGAGAAACAACAAAUCAAAGACAAGAAAUUACCGGUCGGGUUUACGUUUUCUUUCCCGUGUCGACAAUCUAAGCUAGAUGAGGGUAUUCUGAUAACCUGGACAAAGCGCUUCAAAGCAAGCGGAGUGGAGGGAGCAGAUGUUGUGAGGCUGCUUAACAAGGCCAUCAAGAAACGUGGGGACUACGAUGCAGAUAUCAUGGCUGUUGUGAAUGACACCGUCGGGACUAUGAUGACCUGUGGUUUUGAUGACCAGCGUUGCGAAGUUGGCAUAAUCAUUGGCACUGGCACCAAUGCCUGUUACAUGGAGGAGAUGCGGCACAUUGACCUGGUGGAAGGGGACGAGGGCAGGAUGUGCAUUAACACGGAGUGGGGGGCCUUUGGAGAUGAUGGCUCUCUAGAAGACAUCAGGACCGAGUUUGAUCGAGAGAUCGACCGUGGAUCCCUUAAUCCUGGGAAGCAGCUGUUUGAGAAGAUGGUCAGCGGGCUGUACAUGGGGGAGCUGGUGAGGCUCAUCCUAGUGAAAAUGGCCAAGGAGGGGCUGCUCUUUGAGGGGAGAAUCACCCCUGAGCUUCUCACCAAAGGGAAGUUUGAGACGAAGCACGUUUCUGCCAUAGAAAAGAGCAAAGAAGGUUUGAAUAAAGCCAAAGAAAUUUUAACCCGCCUGGGGGUGGAGCCGUCCCACGAGGACUGCAUCGCCGUCCAGCAUGUCUGCACCAUUGUGUCCUUCCGCUCGGCCAACCUGGUAGCCUCCACACUGGGUGCCAUCCUCAACCAGCUGCGGGAUAACAAAGGGGUCGGCCGCCUCCGGACCACCGUGGGGGUGGACGGCUCUCUCUACAAGAUGCAUCCACAGUACGCCCGACGCUUGCACAAAACCACCCGGCGCUUGGUGCCUGACUCCGAAGUGCGGUUCCUGCUGUCAGAGAGUGGCAGCGGAAAGGGAGCAGCGAUGGUGACGGCGGUGGCAUACCGGCUGUCGGAACAGCACCGGCUCAUCGAUGAGACGCUGGCCGAGUUCAAGCUCACCCAUGAGCAGCUGCUGCAGGUGAAGAAAAGGAUGAGGGCUGAGAUGGAAGCGGGGCUGAAGAAGAAGACUCAUGAGACUGCCAAAGUGAAAAUGCUGCCCACCUUCGUCCGCAGCACACCGGAUGGGACAGAGAAUGGAGACUUUCUGGCACUUGACCUUGGAGGGACAAACUUUAGAGUUUUGCUAGUGAAAAUCCGCAGCGGUAAAAGGAGAACAGUUGAGAUGCACAACAAGAUCUAUGCCAUUCCUAUAGAGGUGAUGCAGGGAACAGGAGAAGAGCUGUUCGAUCACAUUGUUACCUGCAUUUCUGACUUCCUGGAUUAUAUGGGGAUAAAAGGUGCACGUCUUCCUCUUGGCUUCACGUUUUCAUUCCCUUGCAAGCAGACCAGUCUGGAUGCUGGUAUCCUUCUCAAUUGGACAAAAGGCUUCAAAGCUACAGACUGCGAGGGAGAAGAUGUGGUAUAUUUGCUUAGAGAAGGAAUUAAAAGAAGAGAGGAGUUUGACUUGGAUGUAGUGGCCGUGGUGAAUGACACAGUGGGCACAAUGAUGACUUGUGCUUAUGAAGACCCAAACUGUGAAAUCGGACUCAUUGUGGGAACUGGCAGCAAUGCCUGUUACAUGGAAGAGAUGAGAAACAUAGAGAUGGUGGAUGGUGAGCAGGGACGGAUGUGCGUGAACACGGAGUGGGGAGCGUUCGGGGAUAACGGAUGCCUGGAUGAUAUCAGGACAAUAUAUGACAAAGCAGUUGAUGACUAUUCACUAAAUGCUGGAAAGCAAAGGUACGAGAAAAUGAUCAGUGGGAUGUAUCUGGGGGAAAUAGUCCGCAAUAUUUUGAUCGACUUCACCAAACGGGGGUUCCUGUUCAGAGGCCAGAUUUCAGAGACACUGAAGACCAGACAUAUCUUUGAAACCAAGUUCCUUUCUCAGAUUGAGAGUGACAGGUUAGCCUUGCUGCAGGUGCGAGCCAUCCUCCAGCAGCUGGGGCUUAACAGCACCUGCGACGACAGCAUCAUAGUCAAGACUGUGUGUGGAGCAGUGUCCAGGCGAGCAGCUCAGUUGUGUGGCGCUGGAAUGGCUGCGGUUGUAGAUAAAAUUAGGGAGAACAGAGGAUUAGAGCACCUGGAGAUAACGGUUGGUGUGGAUGGGACUCUAUACAAACUACAUCCACACUUUUCAAGGAUCAUGCACCAAACCGUCAAAGACCUGGCACCCAACUGUGACGUGACCUUCCUGCUGUCAGAGGAUGGCAGCGGGAAAGGGGCAGCGCUCAUCACAGCGGUGGGAUGCAGGCUUCGCGAUGCCGAGCAGAACUGAACUCCACAAUCCUGUCCCCGAUUCUGUCUUGUGAGCACUUUCUCAUAAAGCAGUGACUGCAUAGUCAGAACUGGU
Messenger RNA from Opisthocomus hoazin, 2832 nucleotides. The record is from RefSeq and is a predicted model, not a curated record. Lineage: Eukaryota; Metazoa; Chordata; Aves; Opisthocomiformes; Opisthocomidae.